Molecule: messenger RNA, 4025 nt
Organism: Gavialis gangeticus (Gharial)
Lineage: Eukaryota; Metazoa; Chordata; Crocodylia; Gavialidae
Gene: PPEF1
Product: protein phosphatase with EF-hand domain 1
Exons: 18
Coding region: 636-2867 (743 amino acids)
Biological process (GO): detection of stimulus involved in sensory perception
Cellular component (GO): cytosol; nucleus
Molecular function (GO): iron ion binding; protein serine/threonine phosphatase activity; manganese ion binding
Source: RefSeq, a predicted model, not a curated record
UCUCUCUGCCCGAGAUUCAAGGCAGCAGAGUGACAGUACAGCUGUAACAGCAGCAUACGUACAGUGCAGCUCCCCAUCUGCCAUCCUCUGCUCUCCUAUCAAGAUGGAAGAUGAAAAUUAGCUUUUUGUUUUGUAUGGUUGUUAAAGCAGGGCUUGAGAAAUAUCCUCACAGGAGCUGUAUAAAUGCAAGGAGGGCAUGUAUAUUGCAAUCUGUGAGCUUCAGAGCUCUCAAGAGAACUAGAGCAUCUAUUCUCCUUCAGAUCUCCACCCCAACUGUGCAUUUCUGAUUUCAAAAGGAGAUUGUUUUUUUUUUUUUAAUUCUCCUAAAGAUACUCUUGUGGAAAACCUCUGCACUGCUGACAUAGAAGAAAACAGUAGGGCUAAUAGCAGAAACAGAGGACUGGUUCCCUGCAUCCUCGGUGAAACAAAAAGGGAAUGCUUCUAACGCUGUUGGAUGAGAGAGAUCCCUUUCCUCUGAAGAGAAAUUAAACUGAUGGACAAUCUGUACUGGAGCCAUGGGAUGUGGCACUUCUGUAACUGAGAGUCAGGCAAAAAAAUCAGAGAAAGACAUCAAAAAAGUGUGAAAGUUCAUUGGUGUGGCUGUUUGGAAGUCUGACACUCAGAUAGAAUAUAAUAUGGGUUUAAGAAGGACAGUGUGGGCCUUACUCAUGCACAAACAAAACAAAUCGAAACAAAAAAAACAUGAUGCAAACUGCUUUCUAUUAAUAAAAGCUGUUAAAAAUUCCUUUCUGGGAAAGACCUUAGUUUUUAACUGCAGCCUGAAAAAGAAGAAAUCUGUAUUGCAUGUGAAGAAGCAGCCAAUAACAAUUAAGGCCGCUAUCCUUAUUCAGAGAUGGUAUCGCUGUGCAAUGGCCCGACUAGAAAUGAGGCGACGAUAUGCUCUGAAUAUUUUUCAAUCUAUUGAAUAUGCUGAAGAGCAAGCACAACUACAGCUGUCCGAUUUUUUCACAUUCAUGCUGGAUCACUUUACUCAGCUCAAUGAGACCGACACAGAUUCAGUUUCUCACUUUUUUGAUGGCAUCAGUGAUUUUAAUACCACCAGUUCAGACCUUGUGUUACUAGAAUAUGAGAAGAUGAUAGAGGUUCCACACUCCUAUCGUGGACCUCGGCUGUCCUUUCCACUCACUGCUGAGGAUACUGCUGCUCUACUUCAUGCUUUCAAGUACCACCAGCAACUGCAUGCCCGCUAUGUGUUACAGCUUCUACAUGAAACAAGGAGAGUUCUUCGACAGAUGCCAAACAUCACCCAUCUGUCGACUUCCUAUUCCAAAGAGAUAACCAUCUGUGGUGAUUUGCAUGGAAAACUGGAUGAUCUUUUGCUGAUAUUCUAUAAGAAUGGCGUGCCUUCAGAACAAAACCCUUACCUUUUUAAUGGUGAUUUUGUUGAUAGAGGGAAAAAUUCCAUGGAAAUACUCAUCAUCCUGUUUGCAUUUCUUCUUGUCUACCCUAAUGAUUUACACUUGAACAGAGGGAACCAUGAGGACCAUCUCAUAAACCUGAGAUAUGGCUUCACAAAAGAAGUGAUGAAGAAGUAUCGGUACCAUGGGCAAAAAAUUUUACACCUUCUGGAAGACGUCUUUAGCUGGCUUCCCCUUGCUACUAUAAUUGACAGCAAAGUAUUAAUCUUGCAUGGAGGGAUUUCAGACACUACAGAUUUGGAUCUCCUAAAUUUGUUUAGCAGAAAUAAGAUGAAGUCUGUACUGAAACCACCAAAGCCACACACAGAGAAAAAAUCCAGCUUGAACAAAACUGGCUUGGUUGAGCAGCAUUCCUCUAUAUCGAAGCGAAUGGCCAAGUCUCCAGCAAUGUCUGGCUAUAGAGGACCACACACCAAUGACCGCUCAGAUGCUGAGGAACGUACUCGCCGGCUUCAUGGUGGUACCCGCUCUGACCUUCCCUCUCAGAUGCACUAUCUGGAGUCCAGUGCUUGUAAGCUGCCAGAAUUGACGGCAAAGGAAUGGAAACAAGUGGUUGAUAUUUUGUGGAGUGAUCCAAAAACCCAAAAGGGCUGCACAUCAAACAAAUAUCGAGGAGCUGGUUGCUACUUUGGCCCUGAUGUUACUUCCAGACUGCUUAAAAAGUAUAAUCUGAAGAUGCUCAUCAGAUCUCAUGAAUGUAAACAAGAAGGUUAUGAGGUCAUCCAUGGAGGGAAGGUCAUCACUAUUUUUUCUGCCUCUAACUACUAUGAAGAGGGAAGCAAUCGUGGUGCUUACAUCAAGUUGAAUCCUGAUCUGAUACCUCGCUUUGUACAGUAUCAAGUCAGUAAACACACACGCAAAGAGACGCUUAACCAAAGGGUGAGUGUAGUUGAAUGUUCUGCCUUAAAGUCACUAAGAGAGAAAAUUUACAUGCAUAAAUUAGAACUCACUGAAACUUUCAAACAAUACGACCCCAAUGAUACAGGGUAUAUUUCUGUCGGUGAGUGGGCCUUGGCAAUGGAAUCUGUCUUGCAUCUGGAUCUCCCUUGGAGGACACUGCGCUCUCAAUUGGUGCAGCUUGGCUCAGAUGAAAGUGUUGACUAUCUUUCAUGUUUCGAUGAUUUGGAAAUAGAGCGACCUCUGAAAGAGGUUCAACCAGCAUUGGUGGAAACCUUUUGCAGAUACAGAAAUGAUUUGGAGAUAAUCUUCAACAUCAUUGACAAAGAUCGUUCAGGUCUGAUCUCCAUUGAGGAGUUUCGCCAAACAUGGAGGUUCUUUAGCUCUCAUCUGAACAUCAACAUAGAUGAUGAAGCCAUUAACAAGCUCGCCCAUGCCAUAGACUUCAACAAAGAUGGCAGCAUUGAUUUCAAUGAAUUUUUAGAGGCGUUUCAUGUGGUUCAUAAGUUUGAAAAGAGAAAGGACCAGUGAAAGAGCAGAAUUCCCCUGAGGAGUUCUUGUCAGGAGCUUGCCAGCCUAUUUGCCACUGGUUUCAUGCUGUGCUGAGAUACCUAAUUUCUGGAUGGAAAAUAAUGGACUGCUUGUUCUUGUAAGACAGCCUGGUAAACAUAUGGGGUAGAUAACUAGAAGCCUGGUUCUGGUUGGACAAGUUAUUACUCAAAUCAGUUGUAGAUUGUGGACAGUUGCCAAGCUUGAAAACACUAAUGAGGAGAAGGAAAAAUUAAAGAAGAGAAAACGUUAAUUACCUUCUUAAGGGGGCGGGUUUGUUUCCUGCUAGUGGAGUGUUUCACUGCCAUAUUAACAACCUAAGUUUGACUCCAGUCCCUGUUUCUGUGGCCAUUGAGGUCUGUGAUCACUGCCAACAAAUCACCUAAAGCCUUGGGAGGUUGGGAAGAAGUGUUUCUUGUGGUGCAUGACCAGUCAUUGCAGACAAUUAAUAAGCAGUAUUGAGCACCCUGAAAGGAGUUGUGCAGUGGUUUUUACACUUUGUAUUUCCCCUCAAGUUUUCCCUUAUAGCUGACUACAAAGGGUAGCAUCACUUUGGCCAUGGUUGAAUCUGCCUAUAAAAGAUUCUGCUUUUAAGACGAUGACGAUGUUUUGAUAAAAUAUUAUUUUCCUUUGCUUCAGUAUACGUUAUUCUAAUGAAAACCAGACAAGCCAACCUUAAUAUUAUUUGCAGCUUCCAAGUUGGACAGCUGUGUUGCAGAUGAUUGCAGGUACUGUAAAACUAUAUGGUACUGCAUAGUCGCUUUCCAGAAGAAAGCAAAAUCUGGAACUUGGCACCUCUGCUUGCUUUCAAGCUUGGAACAUAGAGCUCCGGUGGCUUGGAAGAUAUCCAGCCAGUCUGCAUGGGGGGGCAUGCAUAAUCAGUAGCACAGAAAUCACAUACAUUCAUAUUGUGCUCACUUCUAAGUGUUUUCUCCAAUAAAACAUGCACACAAAAGAUGCUAAAUGAAAAGAAAGCAUCUUUCUUUGUGCCAAAGCCUUUGUCUUGGCUAUUAAGACUUAUUUAAAAGCACCGCCACAGCUUCUGGUUGAUUGCUUUGCUGUACCUUGGUCUCAGUAUUAACUGUGCAGUAAAUUACUCUUUGUUCCUUACUAAAAUAAUAAACUAAAUGUUAAAAGAAA